This is a messenger RNA of Acaromyces ingoldii, 1410 nucleotides long. RefSeq names its product mitochondrial carrier. Gene Ontology annotation, molecular function: transmembrane transporter activity. Lineage: Eukaryota; Fungi; Basidiomycota; Exobasidiomycetes; Exobasidiales; Cryptobasidiaceae. The coding region runs from base 304 to 1356 and encodes 350 amino acids. The record is from RefSeq and is a predicted model, not a curated record. The transcript has 7 exons. Gene Ontology annotation, biological process: transmembrane transport.
AGAAGAAAGUGUGCUACAGCCAGCCAGCCACUCCGGCGUCUCUCCUGUUUCAUCUCGAAUUUGGCUUUCUAGCUGCAGCUGCUCCUACGUCCGUAAGCUCGGCUGUGGAAGUGCACCUGCCAUUCGGACGUAGUCGAGGCUGUCAGACAGGGCUUGUCAUCUCCGCGGAAGACGUGGAGCGAGAGGGGAAUGGAGCGGCGAUAGGAGAUUCUUCUUGAUCGGAGCCACAUUAGGGUAGUAGUGUGGUGGACGAGGCGAGGGAGAAAGCUCGAGGAAGCCGACAGGGCGGAAGGGGAGGAGAAUAUGGCAGAAGGGGUGACGCCGCCCUCGGCCCUCGUCGAUUUUGUCGCGGGCACCGUGGCAGGCAUCGCCAGCCUCGUGGCCGGCCAUCCCUUCGACACGGUCAAGACGCGACUCCAGGCCCAAGCCCAAGAGACGAAGGGCUCAAGUGCAAGACCCUCGGCUCCGACGACGUCAACGACCCCGCUGCUGCUGCAGAAUGGCGUCGCUGAUGGGCGGCGAUAUCGCUCCGCGCUGGAUGCGCUGCGGACCAUCGUCAGGGAGGAGAGCGUGACGGGCCUGUUCAAGGGCAUCACCUCGCCCAUGCUCGGCGUGGCCGCCAUGAAUGCAUCCGUCUUUGGCGUCUAUGGGAUAGCACUCCGCUUUCUGGAGAGCCGCGAGCCGACGAUGAAGGAGCCAACGAGCUUGAUGCACAUCUUUCUUGCCGGGUGCGCGAGCGGCGUCGUCACAGCCCUCAUCACAUCUCCAAUUGACCUCAUCAAGAUCCGGCAGCAGCUCUCUUUCCCUGCCUCAGGGGCUACUCCGUCUACAGCAGCCUCUGUUGUCCAGAGACCGCCGACUGCCGAGCCUCGGACAAUCGAUGUCGUGCGCGACAUCUGGAAGAAAGGAGGUCUUCGAGGCCUCUAUCGCGGCUUUGGCUGCACCUGCAUCCGAGAUCUCGGCUACGGCCCUUACUUUCUCGCAUACGAAGUCUUCAAUCGAGCCUUACUUUCCCUUCACGACGGCCGAGACGGCCAACCUCGUAGGCUGACCAGCCUGGAGCUGGCCCUCUCGGGAGGGUUAGCGGGCCUUGUCGGCUGGCUAUCGACCUUUGGCGCUGAUGUCGUCAAGACGCGUGUUCAGGCAACUGACGCGCCUCCGUCGUCUUGGUCAUCGUCGCUGUGGCCGCCGAAGAGCGCCUUUGCCCGUGCAGCCGCGCAGACGUAUCGCGAAGGCGGAUCUAAGGCCUUUCUUGCCGGCGUUGGACCUACGAUUGUCCGGGCGUUGCCGGUGAAUGCGGUCCUGUUCAUCACCUUUGAAUCGACGAGAGACGCCUUACAGAAGUGGGGCUUAUAGACUGUCUCCUGUAUAUGGUGUACUGAUAGAAAGAGCAAUAGAUACAGAGGGGGC